This is a messenger RNA of Fonsecaea multimorphosa CBS 102226, 1824 nucleotides long. RefSeq lists its product as uncharacterized. The record is from RefSeq and is a predicted model, not a curated record. The coding region runs from base 1 to 1824 and encodes 607 amino acids. The transcript has a single exon. NCBI's taxonomy places the organism in Eukaryota, Fungi, Ascomycota, Eurotiomycetes, Chaetothyriales, Herpotrichiellaceae.
AUGGCCACGCAUACGCCCACGCUCAGUCAGGGAGCCGGUGCCGCCGCCGCUGCUGCUGCAGGACCUCCCGACAACACACACGAAACCCAAGGCGGUGUCUCGUCACGCCGUUUGAAGAAGCGGGAAAUCGACCGACGAUGUCAGCGUCAAGCUCGCGAACGCACAAAGUCCCGCAUCGCCUACCUCGAGGGUCUCGUGGAGGAGUUCCGACGCCAGGACUCCAGCGGCCAGGUGGCCACGCUGUUGAAGCAGUUGAAAGAGGUGGAGUCGGAGAGAGACCUCAUGGCCAAGACGUUGAAGGACAUACAAAAGGCGAUGCAGACACAUAAGCCACUCAACAAGCCGAUGGUCGAGGAAGAGGUGGAUGACAAGAGCUCAGUGCUUAUGGCGAGAAUGGCCUACGACGAGGCAAGUGUCGAGAGGAGGUCGAGUGUUACACCUCUCCGAGACGAUGCUCCUCUAGCCUUCCAGCAGCCCGAAGCUGUGGAAAUACAACAGUCAGGAACCAGCCCGGCGAGGAAUUUCGAGCUGGCCACUUUCUCGCCCACACCAAGCUUACCAUUGCAGUGUCAAGAUCUUCUCUUUGCGCCGGAAGUGGUCCCCUUGCAGUCCGAUGGAACCCAUUCUCCCUCCCAGGUCAUGGUGCAAGCCAAGGGUGUGAAAGAGCAGGAGCCCAACCCGAUGCCGAGCAGCUGGAACGACAACUGGGCUGUCCCGCGACAUUCCUGCUCAUGCCACAGCUGUCACGAUCGUAAACCCGGCCGUCGUUCCGUCUGGCGGGGGAACUACUGGGCUUACGCAAACGAGGUGCUAAGCGAACGCUUCGAUUGGAACGAUGAAGUGGCCCCGGAAUCGGACGACCUGUGCGACGAUGUCCCAAUUCGUGCGCUGAUCGAAGGGUGGGAUGCCGUAGCAAAGCGAGCUCCCUUGCACCCGUCGUGGAAAAUCCUGCGCCGCAUCGACGAGACCCUGUUCGCCAUGUGUCCCAACACCGAACGUCUCGCCAUCAUGCGAGCAAUGCACACGCUGUUGCAAUUCCACACGUCCUCGACCUUUGAUCGCUACGCACGGCUCCCGCCAUGGUACAUGCGUCGCCCGUCCCAGAAGAUCGCUCAUUCCUACGCCAUCGACUACUUCGCGUGGCCCGGCGUGCGGGAACGUUUCAUCUUCAACGAGCACGACUAUUGCGGCAACGAGUUUUGGCAUCUGUUCUGCAAAUCCCUCCGGAUCCUGUGGCCAUACGAGUUUCGGGAUUGCUAUACUCGGGAAAUCGAGACCGGGCUGUACAAGUUCUCCCCAAUGUUUGAUCAGCGACUGAGGGACAUCAAGAGUUGGACCAUGGGGCCGGAUAUCUUUAACAGGUUUCCCGAGUUGUAUAGCGACAUGCCGGCGUUCAACAACAUUCCCCAGUCACCAUGUUCGUCCACAGGCAGCCUGAUGCCUGCACAGGUGCAGCCCCCCGCAAAGAAGGCGAGAUUGCUUCCACCGUCUCCGUCACCAAGACAAACCCAGACCCAGAGGGGCUACGUUAUCGAGGAGGAAGAGGAAGAAGUCAAGCCACCUCCGGCGGGCAGCCAAUUUAUCCCUGUCGAGAACCUGCACUCGCACGUCGUUCAGACACCUCAGCAGCAGGCCCACCAGGAACACCAUCGCCAGCAGUCUCACCAUCAUGGGUCGACUUUGAAUCCCCAUUCAUACAACCCAGCAGACUUCAACCCGAUAAUGGCACUGGAUGCUUUCUCAUACGGUGGGAUUAGUGACGCGGACUUUGCAUCUGCAUAUCAUUCUGAGUUGAUCGAGGGCUAUCCGAACCUGAUCUUUUGA